Molecule: messenger RNA, 15876 nt
Organism: Rhineura floridana
Lineage: Eukaryota; Metazoa; Chordata; Lepidosauria; Squamata; Rhineuridae
Gene: ZSWIM1
Product: zinc finger SWIM-type containing 1
Exons: 2
Coding region: 802-2331 (509 amino acids)
Molecular function (GO): zinc ion binding
Source: RefSeq, a predicted model, not a curated record
GACGCGGAGCGGGGCGGGAGAGACCCGGCGGGAGGCCCACCCCCGGACGCAGGCCGCCUCCUUCCUUCCUUCCUUCCUUCCCCCGGGGUGGGCGCUUCCCACCGCACUCCCGGUCUGCGCCCACCCCAGCGGGGUAGCGUCUUGCCCUGAGGCCUGUGAGGCCGUCCUCGGCCUCCCCUCCGCCAGCCUCCGGGGCAUCUUUCCACCCGGCGGCGGCGGCGGCAUCCCGCGUAUGCCUGGUCCACCUUGCUCCGUGUUGCCUGCUCUGGCUGGCAGCAGCGGCCCUCCAGGAGUUCAGGCGGGGAGUUCUGGCCCCAGCCCUCCUGGAGAAGACGCCGCGAGGGCCGCUCUGCCGUGCAAAGCACAGGGGUUUGUGCCCCUGAGCGGCGGCCCUUCCCCUACGCAGAAACAAAACGGGGUUCUCGUGGCCGGGGCCCUGAAAUGAGGAGCUGGCUGAAAUGGGAGUCGAGGAAGCUUUGGUUUGGAUCCCUGCAUUGAGCAGGGGCUGGACUUGAUGGCCCCUUCCAACUCUACUGUUCUGUGAUUCUAUGAUCUAAGCGGCCUUGUGCCGGCCCAGUAUUGCCAAGCUGACUUUCAGCAGUUCUCCAGGAUUUCAGACCGGGAGUCUUUCGCCGCCCAGCUGCCCUGGCCUGUGGCCCUGCAGUCUGAGAUGAGCUUUGAUCGCUCUUAGCACCUGCAUGAGAGCAGCAGAAACACCAACUCUUUCCCUGAUUAGCAUCACUGAAAAAGCUCUACAAGAAAGAGGUUCAAGAAGAGAGUCCAUCCAGCCCCUGGGGAGUGAUGGCCCUUGACACUGUGAAGGAGCUACUAAGCUUUGACUGUGGCUCACUGGUGGCUUACCAGCUGGACAAAAACUCCCAGCUGGAGUCCAUCAGUUUUCAAACUAUCCUAAUGAGGGAUGUCUUCAUAAAUCACCCGGAGGUUGUGCUUAUUCAUCGAACACACAACCCAUGGGGCAAGGCCCUCUACGUGUUCAUGGUGGACAAGCCUUUCCUGAAGCUUGAAGGGGAGAUGACCAAAGUGAUUCACUUUUCAGUCCCCACCAGGGAGUCGGCAGAAGGCCUGGCUCACAUGUACCACACCUUCAAGGCCUUCAAUCCUGAAUGGAAGCAGAUCAAGACCUUCCUUGUUGAUCCACGCUUCCGGUGGCUGCCAACACUGUCAGAAGCAUUCCCCUCUGCAGAUGUCCAACUGUCAGUCUUCCAUAUAUGCAAACAUUUGCAGCACAAGAUCCACCAGGUCUCCCUGGAAUUCCACACGGAAAGGCUGAUCCUGAGUGCCUUGAGGAAUGCUAUGUGCGCCCCCAGCGAGAGUAACUUGAAAAAGAUGUACACCAUCUUGAGUGACUUUGUGAAACCAAACUUGUUGCCCCAGCUCCACAAAGACUGGUUGCUCAAUGAAAAGAUCUGGGCGUUGCACCGCUGGCGGACCUGGGGGGAAUGUAGUCAAUAUUUUAAAGAUCUGGAGAUGAUUACGCACAGCUUAAGUCAAGUCUACUGCUUAGGGCCAUCCCUGGAUACCUGUAUCACCAGCAUAGCAAAGAAUUACCAGAAGGGUGUUCUGAAGAGCUCCUUGGAGACUGUGCCAUGCCCAGCCACCCUGCUCAGUGGGAAUAUCUCCUCUGUUCAGAACCUGCUGGUACUUAACUCAUCUGCUGUGAACUCUCAGAGGCCCCUCCUUCCUCGGGAUCCUCCUCCAACAGCCCCACAGAAUCCUCUGACGCAAAAGGCAGAGGUUGCUGCUGAAGAUCCAGCUUGCAAGCAAGAGAUAGAGAUCACUUUAGAAGAGGCUGAACAGCAGAUCAAGCAGUCACUGAGUGACAUCUGUACAGAUCCUGCAGCCAGGCUGUGCUUGAAUGAACUUGCAGUUGUCCAAAGUUCUGUAUACUUGAUGGGAACCAAUGAAGACACUGUCAACAUACAGCUCCUGGAAGAUGCCCAGGUUGUGCGCCUCAAGGGUCUCAACAAUUGCACUUGCCACUUCAGCCAAACAUUCCAGCUGCCCUGCAGGCAUGUCCUGGCUGUGCUGAACUCAAAAGGGAAGGAUGUCGAGCCAGAGAGGAUCCCUGUGCGGUGGCGCAAGGGGCAUGGCGUCUCUCAAACAGGGCAGACCAGCACUGAUGGCCUGCUGGAGGUCCUGAGGAGUUCAUGGGAUGAGUUGUUAGAUAAGUACCUGGCUGUGUCAUUUCUAACUGUGGAGAUCAGUCGGCUUCUGAGCCAGUGUAGCCACGAGGAGUUUGAUCGCAGGUACAGCACCCUUCGUGAACUGGCUGAUAGCUGGAUUGGGCCUUACGUGCAGGUGAAGUUAUAAUUAAGGUCUGGGGCAUCUGGUCCUUGUCCUGGGAGCAGACCCUUCUGCCUAGCUUCUUCCCCGCAGAAGCAGUCUUCUAGCUGUGGUCUCCACAGAAGAGUUAGAAACAUAAGGUUAAUGUUUCAUUGUGAUCUGAGUGUCUUUGUGAGAGUAGCAUUGAUGCACAGUCCAAGAUGGUGCAUUUACACGCAAACCUGUGCUUUUGUGUGGGACUCUGCAGACAACUCAGAAGAGGGCCGGGGCAUGCCUGACAUGAACUGUGGUUGGUCACUGGCCCGAGAUCCUGUGAAGCUCGACCCCCCUCGCCUCUCUCCACUACUAUUGCUCAAAGGCACCAGUGUGUCCCCAAUUCUGCACAGCAAAGAUGGCCUGGCCUCCCCCACUCCUGCUGUCCUAUUCCCUUUAAUUAUUAAAAGCCCCCCCCCCCCCAAAUAUCCCAUCAAGAGCAUGGCUUUCUUUGGUAAAGUCCCAGGUUGUCAGUAAAUGAGUCUUUCCUGUUUGUCAUUUCUCAGUAUCAGCCAUUAAUUAUCAUUCUUGCUCUAGUGAGGAAACAGGGUGGGGCACCUCUGCAAGUGUACACAGGAGCAGUUUGGCUAGUUCUGGCCUCCUGUACUCUGCCAGGCAGCAAGCCAGUGCCAGAGUUGGCAGAAGCACCCAGUUGUGUGUUGUGUCAGACUGGAAACUGUGGUGGAGGAAGGACACAGCAAGACCUGUGGGAGACGCCGUGAGGGGAGAUGGGCCGUGGCUGCAGGAAGUGGCAAGCGCUGCAGUUUGGGACAUGAGCAGAGAGCGCUGUGUUACACCUUCCACUAUGUCCCAGGGAGCCUAGCUGUAUAACCACCCCAUUUUCUGUCUGGGGCAAAUUCUAGUUAGGCUUUUGGAGGUCAGGGUGGGGGCAGGGCAUGUGGCCAAAAACCUGGUUACUGAAAUGGAAGGACAGACUAGCACAGCACUUCAUUUGUGCAAACUUUUAUGUAGGCUUUUCAAACCAGAAUCAUGAGUCUCUUGCAGAGCGUCUCUCCCCUCCUCUUACUUCUCCAGCUGUUCUAGAAACAGAGGCAGGAGGCCCCUGUGGGUUGCCCUCUUCCGCUGCCUCUGCCCCCUCUUGCUGGACGGCCCCAGGCGCUGCACUGAAGCCCAUCUCCUCCUCCUCCUCCUGUGGGCUGCCUCCCCUUGCAGUUCUGCAGGCUCCAGUUUCUCUGCCAUGAAACACUGAGCAGCAUGAAUCAUGUCUUCCUCGCGCACCCCUGGCACGGGGACUGUGGGGAUGCCAGCAAUCAUCAUGGCCAAGGUCAAGAUGCAGAUAUUGGGGGUCAGGUGCAGCCCUGGCUGUGCCCCUCUGUCUUUGCCAAACUGUGCUGACAUAAGGAAGACUUCACUGGGCAAGAAGCCCCACCUGGCCGGGGCAAAAUCCUUGGGCUGCUGGCUGAGAGAGUGGGGCGGUGGCGCAGAAAAGAGGCACCGCCACCUGUCGCCUGUAUGUUCCCUGGGACAUUCCUGUGCCAGUCCCUGAGGGGGACGCUGUCUGCAAGAGAGACCCCUGUGUGGCUCCCACCUUGCUGCUGGUAUCCCCUGGCCUGGGGCGCUUGGUGAGCGGCAGGCUCCCCCGCAAGGCUGCUUGACGUCUGGCUCCUGGAGCAGCUGGGUGGCACUGAAGUGGAGCGGAUCUCCCUGUCUGGCUUGCAGUUGCCUCCUCAGGAGCCCUACAGCGGAGGAGAGCCCGACUGGAGCAGGGGUCUCCCUCGGUAUCCCAGAGCAGAGGCCUGACAGGCUGCUUGGUGCCAUUUUGACCUCUCUGCUGCUGGAUUCUCCUGUGCAAAAGGUGGGGGGGAAGAACAUCAGCUGGGGUGUUCUGGGGCAUUUUCUUCAGCUGUCCUCCUUAGCAGAGCAGGGAGGCCAUAGUGGGAGGUGGGUGAGAUGGAGUAUUAGCACACUCCAUCCUUUGAGGUGGAACGGCACGGAGAAGGUGUGGCAAAGUCAUGGGGGGGGCAGAUUUUCAGGCUAGGUUGAGGACAGAGCAGAUGAAGGGUGUGAGUCCCUUACAUGCUGUCAGUAUCUGUUUCCAUUGCCCACGCAUUCUCUUGCCUCCACAUGCUGCAUAAACAGCUUUCCCAAGAGGGAGAUGCUUAGAAGCACUCUGAUUUUCAUUCCACUGGCUCCCUGUUCCCCACCCCACCCCAGGAGAACCUAGGAGAGGUUGCAUGUGGGGCCUUCCUCCUAGUCUUGUCCCUUUUAUUUAUUUAUGUGUUUAUUUAAUUUCACAGAUUUAUGUACCACUUGAUUGUGGAAAACCUCUUAGCAGUUUACAAAGCAUACUGGGUCCAGCUGUCAGGCCUUGCUGAAGAGGUGUGUGGACCCAGGGUGGCCACCUUUGUGCCACUGGGAACAACCACUGAUCUUUGGGGUAGUGUAAUGAGCCCCCCCCCCGGAUUUGGAGGGGGAGGAAUAGGAAAGGAUACGUGCCCAGAAGCAGAGGAGUGUCUGUUUCUCUCCCAGGUGAAAUGUGACUUGUACAGGACAUGCAAGGGUUGUGGGAAGGGAGAUGCUUCUGCCCAGUGAUGCUGUUUCUGAAGGGGGGGGACAAUUGGCAGGGAGACAGCAAACUCCUUUUACCCAAACGGGCUGGAAGUGAGCAGGUCUGGGGCUCUGCAUUUAUCUUCCCUGGUGCGACUAACAGGCACCUUCCGUACGCAGACCUGAAAUGGAACCCAGCCUGUUCGUUACGGAUGUGCUUCUCCUCCAUUGGCAUUUUGAGCUGCUUGGGGACCUGAUCCCAUUUGGACUUGACAGCAGACAGCUGCCUGGUCGUAAAUUUGAGAGCAGGUGCUGUCUGCACAAAACUCCUUGGAGAGCAAAAAGGAACCGUUACCUGGACUCAGAGAUGAAAAGAAGCCUGAGGAAACUUUCCCCAUCCCAUAAUAGGACAUUGUGUCAGCUGAGAGCCGGCCUCUCCUGCUGCUGCUGCUCCAGUGCUGUGCCUGUCCUUAAGUUCCUCCCAUUCUAGAACCAGUGUCACAGGGCUUGGCCCUUAUGUCACACAGAGCCACUAUGCAGCCACUGCCUUGCCCCUCUGCCCAAGGCGUAGUUCCUGGGGGAGUUUGAAAGGGGGGCAGUCGGGUGGCUAAGCCUCUUCCGACUCGGGUGGCCCGGAGUGGGCGCUGCAUCUUUCUAAGCCUGUCUCCAUAACCAGGCUAUCUGUUUGUUUGUUUAUAAAAAUAUUUAUAUUCUGCAGUAUGAGGGCGGUGUACAGCAAUGAAACAGAAAAUAUCCCUUGCUUAGGAGCCCUUGAGGGCAAGGCAGCCAAGGCCGCAGUGAAGUCACCAUGCCCAGGAUGCCUCUUGCUCUUUUCUCAGGCAGUCUUUAUUGAACUGUCACAACUACAGUGAAGUCCACUGCCUUGUGCCUUACACCACUCUUUCCCCAUAGCAACAGCCUCUAGGCCCCUGAGUACAUGUCUGUUUGGCCAGUAGUUCCAGUCUGGCGCUGCUUGCUACUAAAUCUUCUUGCAGUCUGAAAAUCAAAUCCUCCUUAGUUCGGAACUCUCCUGCCGUUUCUGGGUCCUGUUGUUUGACGAGCAGCUUUGUCUUUUCAGGGAGUAUCUUGUGGCAUAGGGGUGGCUGCCCCUAGGAUUACAUUGGAACUGAGGCCCACAAGCCUUGCAUUCUGUUGAUGGAGCCAAGAUGGAGCAUGGCUUCACCACUGUUUAAUUGUUCAUGUGCAUUCUCUGAAAAAGACUGGUCUCCUGGGUAGGCGACUUGGGCAGUGGGUGCACAGGCGCAUUGGCUGCUUCACUCGUAUUUGCAGAAGUUCUUCAGCACUGGGGGGAGGUUGAGCCCAUCAAUGUCCAGUCGGUGGGCGAUGUGUUUCUGGAUGGCCAGCCGGCAAAGAGUCUGCAGGGAGGGGACUGAAUGGAAAAGAACAGUUAGAAGUGGCCUUUGCUGUGACGCAGCCUCAGUGUGUGGCUUGGGACUCAGUCCUGUUCUCUGGAAAAUGUACCCAUCUGAGCCCUACCAAGACAUGGACCAAAAAGAGCAUCCAGAGCUGUUGGAAUGCCCCUUCCCAACUCUGGGUGACAACGUGGCUGUUGAGAACGGCCACAGAAGUGCAGUUGGGAAGGAGGGAGCAUCCCUGCAGCUCUAGAUACACCAUAGGCAGAGAGUGCUCAGAAUGGCAUGUUCCCUGCCCCAGAGAAAGGGCACAGUCGCAGAGGCUUGCCACCUUCCUCUCCAGUUCCUCCCACUGAGGGCAGAGGGGCAGUUUCUGUGGCUGGGCUGCUGAGCUGUCAUGGUUUGGACAGGGUUAGUUCAGCCUGGCAGCACAUGGAGCGAGCCCCAAUUUGUUCUCCUGGCAAGACCUUCCCCUGCAAUUCUCCAUCUGCAAUCCCCCCCCCCCCGUGGGCAAACAAGUGAGAAGGGCAUGGGAGCUCCUUCCCGGGGUACAGCGAGGAGACAAUUCCUGUUCUUACCUGUUUGUCAUGAGCUUUUCUCUGCCUCUUUGGUCAGUGGCUUGUCUGGCAUUUUGCCAAACUGAUUCAUCUUGGCAGCAUUUCCAGUGUCACAAACGGGCCACAUUCUCUCUGCAGCAUAUUCCUAUCCUAAUACUGUUCUUUACAGUUACCUAGGCUCCUUCACUUAGACUGCAAGGACUAACUGAGCUGCUUCCAUCUUAUAUGCCAAUUCAGGUAAUGGAACAUUUGUCAUUCCUUGUGUAAUGAAUGAUAGCACCUGAACUGCAGGUUGUGAGGAUCAAAACUGAACUACGUAUAGCAGGGCCUGGCCAGAGUCAACAGCAGAACCAGCGUCUGGGCUUAACCUCACCCUGGCCUGCAGUGGCCCUUAGGAAGCCCAUCUGUUCACUAAGGGACACCUCUUUCUGGCUGGCCUGUUGCUGGGGAGCUCAACUUCCUGACAUCUGAAAGGAACAUGUGCAUCAAAAGGCAGGCGCUCUGUGGCCAUCAGAGUCACCCUGCAAGGCCUCUCAAACCUGGGGGGACUAUUUUGGGGGGUGUUCUGAAAGCUGGAGUGGAUAAUGCUCUCAGCUUGUUGUAACCAGGACUUGGUGAGGAAAAGCCCCCAAAUAACCCUUCUGAUCCCUUCCCCUCCCAGACUCAUAUUGCCUCUGGACAGGCAGCUUCCUUCCUCUUUCUUCUUUUUUGCAGGCAUGUUCUUGGGAAGCUAAACUGACUUUGCAGAAACAGAAAUUUGGAAUGGCAGAAUCUGACCUUGCCGAGGUUUUAGAGAAGGGCCUUGAGCCAGCGCCCUCCCUCUUGCCCUGCUUUGGGGCAUCUAAUAUCAUUUAGAUCCCUGUGGCAGAUUUAGGGCAGCCAUUUUUCAUAGUGAUCACCAGCUGGGCCUGUGGUUCUCUCCUUCACUAAUCUUGAGCAAGAGUUGGAGUUUGUUCCCAAGGAGGAGCUGUGCUUGACUUUUGCAGCACAAGUGUACAGAUUGUGCUAUGGGACUCCGGAGACUGCCGGGAUUAUAGUGCCAGGGAAGCCUGUGAAGGCUUGUGCCAUAACCAGCCUUUAGCCCUCCUGCAGUGGCCCAUCUAGUCCCAACAUCCUGCUCUCACAGGGGCCAACCAGAUGCCUAUGGGAAGCCCACAAGCAGGAGCUAAGCACAAGAGCAUCCUCCCCUCCUGCCAAACCUGUUCCCUAGAGGCAGCCUCCGGCUGAAUGUGCACACCAUGGGCAGUUGUGCUUCUUUCAUGCCACGAUCCACUCUGAGAAACUCUUGUUCUCAAUCUGGGUCUUAAUUCUUCAGUCUGAAAGACUCUUGAGUGAGGAAAUGAAAAAGCUGCCCCUCAGCCAGUUUGCUUCCUAAGAAGGAGGGGGGGGCGAGAGACCAGCUAGGCAUAAAGCAGGGGCAGGAAACCUGUGGGAGCUCUCAAGCUCCCAUCAUCAUCGCUGAUCAUUGGGGCUGAUGGGAGUUGGAGUCCCAACAAUAUCUAAACAGCAGGUUCCCCAUGCCUGGUCUAGUUGGGAUACAGUCUCCUCAGCCGCUGCCACCUUUUACACUCUCUCCCCUCAACUCUUGUGAUUUCUAGAACUUCUGCUAUUACUCUGUUUUCACUUCUUAUAUUCCUGUCUGCUGAACGGUGUAUUCCUUCUUUGAAAAGGAAAUGUGAGUGCCUUCAAGGAGAUUCUGACUUAUGAUGACCCUAUGAAUAGGGUUUUCGUGGUAAGCGGUAUUCAGAGGAUGUUUGCCUUCCUCUGAGGCUGAGAGGCAGUGACUGGCCCAAGGUCACCCAGUGAGCUUCAUGGCUGUGUGGGGAUUCGAACCCUGGUCUCCCAGGUCGUAGUCAAACACUCUAACCGCUAUGCCACACUGGCUCUCAUUCCUUCUUUAAGCUGGACCAAUUUUCCCUCUGCUUUCCCUCUCUCUGCUAGGAUUCCUUCAGGCCCUGUGUUCUCUUUCCUGUUCUGCCCUUGGGUGAGCUUAUCAAGCCCCAGGGCUCUCGGCACCUCGUGUCUUCCAGUGGAGGCCCCCAGUUCUGCCUCUCCAGCUAAGACCUUUCCUUCUUCAUCUCCAGCUGCCCCUCUGAUGUUUUUGCAUGGCUGUCUCAUUGCUGUUCAGCAACGCAUCUUUCCUCCCAAGCCGCCACCUCCUCUUUGAUUCAUUUGUGUGUCUGCUGACAGCAUCACCAAGGACCACAGCCUUGCCUCGGAUCUUUGGCUCCUCCCUCUCCCUUGCUCCCCAUGUCCAGUUCUCUCUGCUGUGUUGAUACUCCCUGCAUAAUACUCUUUUCCACCCUCUCUGGUAGGACAUAAGAAGCACCCGGCUGCAGCUGGGUCAGGCCCAAGGGGGCCCAUUUGUUCCAGCAUCCCUUUCCUCACAGUGGCCAAGCAGGUGCUCCAAUGGGAAGCCCAUAAGCAGAACCUGAGUACAACUAUUUAUUUAUUUAAGCCUUUUCUAUACCGCUUAAUAUAUAUAGAAACCUCUAAGUGGUGUACAGCAGAUAAAACAACAGCAAAUAUAAAAAUAUACACGAAAGCCACAAUACAACUGCAUACAUAAUACAAAUUAACAAAUAAAUUAUUAAAACAAUUGCCUUGCACUUCUCCAGUCAACAUCUCUCAACCUCCUGGCUGUCACUCAGGGUCCAACACACAAAUUGCCCCCAAAGUCUACAAGCUUCGCAGCUCUCAACAUUACAGCCCUCUCCUUUUGCAAUUCCCAGCAACUUGUAUUCAGAGGAAUUCUGCGUCCAAGAGUGGAGGCAGAACAUGGUCAUCAUAGCUCGUAGCUGAAUGAUAUCCUCCAUUAAUUUGUCUAAUCCUCUGUUAAAGCCAUCCAACUGCAUCUUGUGGGAACAAAUUCCAUAGUUUACCUAUGUGAUGUGUGAACAACUACUUUCCUUUGUCCUGAAUCUUCCAGCAUUCAGCUUCCUUGAAUGACCUCAGUGGAUUAUAUUAUUAUGAGAGAGGGAGAAAAGCUUUGCAUUAUCCACUUUCUUCCCCCACUCAUCAUCUCCUGCCGCAACUAUAGCAAUUCAACCUCCCUGCCUUCCCUUCUCAAACCUCAGAACUUUGUUGCCAAAGUCAGUUGCCUGUUUUGCAUCGCUCAGCCCACUUGAUGUCUCCCCUCCUUAGAUCCUUUCCCUAGUUUCCAAUUCUCUUCUGAGUCUGGUACAAAUUAUUUGCUCUCACCAUUCAAGCUUUCCAUGACUGGCCUCCCCCUGUGCCUCUACCUUUAUAUCCCCACCUGCAUCCUGUGUGCCUCCAGUUCUGCCACUCUGAGCCAUAGCCAAAGUCUUCUGCUUGAUUGAUCAAAGUAUUUCUAUAGCACCCUUUUGCAAAACAUCAGGGCACUGUACGGCAGCAUAAAAACAUUUAAAAGCAAUGCAAAAUAAUUGUUAAAAUGACUGACUACUCAAGAGACAUUUUAAACAGUUGCCUAGGUCUGUUGGCACAAGAGGCCUGUCUCUUAAAUGCUGCAUCCCUUUAUGCCACUACCACUCCUCUCCCAUUUCAACCCCUCCCUCAUAGCACUGAAAAUCUAUAAAGCACCAUGUGCAUUCAGCAUGAUGUAUAAAUAAAUGCAGUAAUGAUAAAGUGGCUGGUAAAAACUGGCAAGGAAAGGGUGGCCUGCUGGCCCAUGGAGGCGUUUAAAGCCUCUUUGCAAGAGGGCUGGUUCCCGCCUGCCUAAAAGAGGGGAUGGUAAGACCACUUCUUAAGAAACCCUCCUUGGAUUCAAAAAAUCUAAAUAAUUAUCAGCCAGUCGCCAAUGUUCCCUUCCUGGGCACGGUUCUUGAGCAUGUGGUUGAGGGCAAGAUCCAGACUCUCUGAUGGAACCAAUUUUCUAGAUCCAUUUCAAUUGGAGUUUAGGCCUGUUUUGACACGGAAACUGCCUUGGUUGUCCUGUUUAUCGAGAGAGGGGGGGAGUGUGUCCCUUUAAUCCUCCUUGACCUCUGAGCAGUUUUCUUCUGGAACGGCUGAGUUGGGGGGUGGCACUGCUCUGCGGUGGUCCCAGUCCUACUUGGAUGGUUGUUUUCAGAGGAUGGCACUUGGGGACUGUUAUUUGGGCCUGUGGAUCCUUCAGUGUGGGGUCCCACAGGAUUCAGAUCUAUCCCCCAAGCUCCUUAACAUCAACAUGAAACCACCAGGUGGGGUCAUCCGGGAUGUUGGAGUGUGUUGACAGUGAUAUGCUGAUGAUAUGCGAUUCUACUUCUUCAUAUCUGCAGUGUGGCAGUGGAUGCAUGGGACUGAUGUCUGGCCUCAUUAAUGGCAGCUGAAUCCAGACAAGACCAAGGCUCUGUUAGUGGGUGGUUCCCUAGACAGGUGGGUGGGGCAUGGCCUGCUUUGGAUGGGGUUACACUCCCUCUGAAGGAAAAGAUGUGCAGCUUGGGGGUCCUUCUGGAUCCAUUACUGCUGCUUGAGGCCCGGGUGGCCUCGAUGGCACGGAGUGCCUUCUGUCAGCUUAGGGAGGUAGCUGGGCUGCCACCCAAUCUGGACAGGGAUAGCCUAACUUCUGUUGCUUACACUCUGGGGAUCUCUAGGCUAGAUUACUGCAAUGAGUUAUAUAAGGGGCUGCCUCUGAAGACAGUUUGGAAACUGCAGCUGGUGCAGAACUCAGCAGCCAGACCAGGUCAUGAUGGUUGGAACUCAUAACACCAAUUCUGGCACAGCUGCACUAGCUACCAAUUAGUUUCUGGACCAAAGUCAAAGUGCUGGCUUUGACCUCAUGCUGCUUAGGAUCCCAACAUCUCAAGGGCCACCUCUCCCCACACGAGCCAACCCAGACCCUCUGUUCAUCACCUGAGGCCCUCCUCAAUGUGCCCCCUCCAAGGGAGGCAUGGAGGGUGGGAGCGCAGGAACAGCUCCCCAUUUGUGGAAUGCUCUCCCCAGGGAGGCAUGCCUGGUGCCAUCACUGCCAGGUAAGAACAUUUUUAUUCACCCAGACCUUUGGAGUUUAAUUUUCUGUUUGUUUUUUGUCAGGUGGGGAGAAGUUGGGUUUUGUUUUUCUGUAGUUUUGAGAUGUUUUCAUUCCUGUUUUUAACGUAAAUCCCUUUGAGUUCUCAAGAAAAGUGACUAAUAAAUAUAAAUGGUUGUUGUUAUUAUUGAUUGAACCCACUGACCAGUAGCUAAUAUCACCAAUUGACCCCCUCCCCUUUACCUAGUGUGAAAACAAAUACAAUAUUUAGAAUGUGGUGGAGAUAGUUUAAUAAAAAUGUUCCAGUAUUUCCCGGGAAAAGCUCAGACAAGCUUUCGGCAUAGUUAAGUAUGGCGCAGGGUGGGGACAGCUAUGUUGGGUACCUGUUGGUUAGCACCUGUGACAUCACCAAGCAUAACCUCCACACACAUGCACACAUAGCCAGCCUCCAGAACACUUUUGCAAAUGUUUUUUUUAAAUGUUUGUGAAUGUCUAUUUUUAUUAAUAUAAAAGGAUUGAUACAUAUAAGCCAGUAUGUGCAUCUUUUCAAAAAGGUGGACAGCCUAUGUGGGGCAUGAGAGGAAGGUCAGUCCAUAGGGUGACGUAAGACCUCCAUGGCAUACGGAGCAACUUGCCCAUUUAUUCAUCAUUCACUUUGCCAGUAUUUGUAUCCCAAAGACAAGCUGUGAAGCUGCAGUCACACCCUGGGUGAAAAUCAUCCUGUGGCUACUCUUUGAAGGCAGCAUCUCUCCUCACCUUAUUGUGCUUCCCAAAUUCACCUUCCCUGUUACUAAAAAAAGCUGCAUUUGUUCUGCCAACUCUGUUCACUGCUUUUCAGCACCCUAAAUGCUUCUGAAGACUGAAAAAUAUCAAGUAGCUCUCACUUUGCUGAUACUGUUUGACUGCUUCAUAAGUGUGUGUAACUUGAUUCUUCCUCCAGCGAGGAUGAACUCUAGUGUGGUUACCAUAAAAUUCCCAAGUCCUGCUUAGCUGCUCCUCUGGAAUGUGUCCCCAUGAAAAACAGGCAAGACUGUUGACCUUCAUUCUAAAUAAACAGGAUUUACUUGAGUUAUCAUUCCCUUGAAUAUGAGUAAUAUCUUUUCCUUUGGAAAAGAAAACAUUUACUGUUUGCUAUGAAUAUCUUGGUCUGAUGAAGAACAUGAUCUUGAGCUUUUUCUUCUUCUUUUGACUCUGUUGGGCAAAAGUGGCCUCUUGUUUAACACUCACCAAAAGAGCUGCUGCCUCAUCCCGCCCUGGGCUCCCACUGGGAGGAUGGGCGGGAUAUAAAUCUAAUGACUAAUAAGUAAGCUGAGUGGUCUAUCUAGCCUGGUAGGUACCAUCUGCUCUGCCAGGAAUUAUCAAGUAGUCAGUGCCAGGGCUGUGGAGUCGGUACGUCAAACCUUCGACUCCGACUCCUCUGUUUCUCUACUGUCCAACUCCGACUCCUUCAUAAAUGGCAAAUGUAUAUUAUUUAUUUAUUUAUUUUACUAUUUGAUUUCUGUCCCGCCCUUCCUCCCAACAGGAGCUCAGGGCGGAAAACAGAAACGCUAAAAACACUUUAAGACAUCAUAAAAAGACCUUAAAAUACAUUAAAACAAAAAAAUUAUUAAUUUUAUUUUGAAGUCAGUCGGUACAUUUCUACCGACUCCGAUUCCACCCAAGAUUGCUUCCAGCUUCCGACUCCACAACUCCGACUCCACAGCCCUGGUCAGAGGGAGACAUUGUGCUGAGCAAGGAAAGGGUUGCUCUUCUUCUCCACAAUAAUUUUCUGUGGAAAUUCAUUUGAGUUUCAAGGUAUGGCUUGCUUUAGGCAGCAGCUACCCAAACUUUGCUACCUGCUGCUGUCCUUUUAACAGGAGACAAUUGGAGACUGCAUCUGGGGCCUUUUGCAGACAGAGCCUAUGUCCUGCCAUUUAAACAUCCUCUCCCCUCUCCCACCACUGCCAAGUCAUAUAAACAUACAAAGCUGUCUGCAGUCUUCUGAAGCCCACCCUUGGCCCCUCUAGGACUGAACCUGAAACCCGGGCCCUGCAGUCGGUACUCCGUCCCUGUUCUUCUUUUUUUCUUUUUUUACCUGGGGAGGGGAGGAGAGAUUUCCAUCCUAUGCCACCACUUUUGAGUUUUCAAACAAUCCAACAAUAAGAUAAUAACUGGAAUUAGGUCCAGGAAAUGGUGGGAGAACUUUUGAUCUUACCAGACAAACUAAUAGGAGAAGAGCCCUGAUGGUACACCAGCCAGAAUAUGAUGGGCUUGUUUUAGGAAGUGGCAGUGUGCUCCCACCUCUGCUCCAGGGAGAACCUCAAAUGGACUUCCACAGAAAACCAGCUUCAAAUGAGAAGGCCUCUUCCCUCCCUUUUUGGUUGUCGUGACCUUGACAAAAUGUAAACGGCAACAAUGUCAACAGCAAUCGUAACUCCCUGGGUCAGUCGUAUGUGGCCAGUAUGUGGCAUUCUGUGUCUAAUCCUUCUGGACCAAAGUCAGUUUGAUAGCAGAUAAAUUAUUUGCAAGUGUAAUUUUCCUGGGAAUGUCUUGUCUGGGGGGGGAGGGAGAGAAGGUGGCAUUUUUGCCUCAUUAACACUUUAAUGAAACUGGUAGUGGGCACAACAUAAAAUUCAGCUAAAGGUGCUACUGCUGGCAUAACAAUGGACCAAAAGAGGCCUCCCCAAAAAAACCAUUUCAUUGGUGGUAUUCUCUCCCUCUGUCCUUUUACUGCAGGCAACUUCUUUUCUCUCUGCCGCUCUCCUGGAUUAUUUUCCUAUUUUAUUGUUAAAUGUUUUUUGCAAAAUUCGAUUUAAAAAAAUGGAAGAAAUGUGCGGUUCCUUAACUGGCCCACCUUCCAAACAGGUGGCCAACUAAUCCUUAACACACGUGCGGGGAACCUUUGGCCCUCCAGAUGUUGCUGAAUGACAACUCCCAUCAGCCCCAGCAACCAUGGUCAAUGGCCUGUGAUAAUGGGAACUGCAGUUCAGCAAUAUCUGGAAGGCCAGAGGUUCCCCAUAUCUGCCUUAGCAAAUCAAGACCAGUCUUUGAAAGCUUGUGCUAAAUAAAUUUGCUAGUAUCUAAGGCUGAUAUAAAGAUACGCUUCAUGUUCCUUAACAAGAGUGGCCAUGUACCCUACUUUAUAGAGGACAGUUCUCUCUUUCAAAGCCUCCUCUAUUUGAAGGCCUGUCUAGUCCUUGUCCAAUUUAAUUUUGUGAUUUUAACUUAUUUUAAAUUAUAUAUUUAUUUUAAACUGUUGCAACCUGUCCUGGGACCUCGGAGUGAAGGGUAAUAAAUUAUCAUCAUCAAAAGAUUUGACUUUGGAGAUCCAUUUUUGCUGUUAUUGGGGCUAUGGCUUUGUAUUUUUGUUGUUAGACAUUAUUGUGAGGUAUGUGGGGGUUGCUUAAUUUUUAUUUAUUGAGAUGUUUUCAUUCGAUUGUUGUUUAUUACUAUUGUUUGGCUACUUAUGUUGAUUUAUUUUUGUAACUCCUAAAAGUACGGGUUUUUUUGAUGUUGUGAGCUGCCUUGAGCAUAGCUGCUGCGGAAAGGCAGCAUGCAAUUAAAUGAUGAUGAUCAAGCAAUAUGAAAGGAGAACCUGGGGGUGGGGAGUCCUUAAAGUUGCACAUCAGCAGUCAGCAGACGGACUGGACAGGCACACCAGGCCGUCUGGCCACAGUUUUCCUCCAAGGACAUACUUCUUUUUAAAUGGUAGCCAUUAUUUCUAAAUUAAAUCAAUACAUUUAAAUUAGCAUAUGCAUAUCCUCUUUUGCCCUCCUUUUUAAAGACAUGCUUCCUGGUUUUUGGUGAUGCGUAAUUGGUGCCCACCCUCUCAUUCCCACAUAUUAAUUCCUGUUCUUCCUGGAGGGAGGGAGGAAUGCGGGAAGUAGAAAUGCCUUACUGGCCCCUGUUCAAGAGCACAUUCUGUUCCUGAAUGGUGUGGUGUUUGUGCAAACAGCCCCAGAGAAGGUGCUGUUAGCGUCGUUGUGAAAACAGCCAAAGGCUCCACAGAUUUGCUGAAACGGGGUCAUUUGCUUUUUGCCCUUUCAUGAAGUGUCAAAAGAUAACUGGAGGUGGUGCUCCCUCCUGAAGAGGGUGCAGGAAGAAGCAUCAAUUUCAAAGACAAAAGAGAGAGAACGCAUGUUUAGGCAACUCGUUCUCAAGCUAACAUUUUCAUGCUGAUUAAUAGAAACUGCGUAGG